AAUUUCUUUUUACAUUGAUUCGACAAAUAUUAUUCCACAAUAUCAAAAUUUUGGAUGAUAUUUCGCAAUAUUUUAUAUUAUCAAUGGAGCAAGAUUCAAAAAGUGUUCUCUUCUAAGUUUGCAUUAUAAAGUCAAAAUAUAUAAACAAAUUGAAAGAGAAAUAUAAAUACCCACCAAUCUUAUUAGUUUUUUUUUUUCAUGUGAGUUUUUGGUGAAUCCCUGGAUAAGGAAGGUAGCAACUUGUGAAAGUAUCCCCCAGAGUUAGUCAUUAAGGAGAUAUGGAAGAGAAGGAUGAUAUAGCGAAGGAUGUCACAGAACUUAUUGGGAACACCCCUAUGGUAUAUCUCAACAAAAUUGUCGAAGGUUGUGCUGCUCAAAUCGCAGCCAAAUUGGAGACAAUGGAACCAUGCGCGAGUGUCAAAGACAGGAUUGCAUAUAGUAUGAUCAAAGAUGCCGAAGAUAAGGGCCUGAUUACCCCUGGCAAGUCUGUCCUCCUUGAGGUAACCAGUGGUAAUACUGGCAUUGGUCUGGCAUUUGUAGCUGCAGCUCGUGGCUACAAACUCGUGAUAGUGAUGCCAUCAUCGUAUAGUCUUGAGAGAAGGAUUGUUCUUAAAGCUUUGGGGGCUGAGUUAUACAUAACAGAUCCAGCCAAAGGUUUAGAUGGAUUGCUUCAGAAGGCACAAGAGAUUCUAGAUAGGACGCCAAACAGUCAUUUUUUUCGUCAGUUUGAGAAUCCUGCCAAUCCAAAGAUUCACUAUGAAACAACUGGACCAGAAAUAUGGAAGAGCACAGGAGGAAAAGUUGAUAUUUUCAUUGCAGGGAUUGGGACUGGAGGCACGGUGACGGGAGCAGGAAGGUUCCUUAAGGAGAAGAAUCCAGAAAUAAAGGUAUAUGGUGUAGAACCAGCUGAAAAUGCGAUUCUAAACGGAGGACAACUAGGGCCACAUAAAAUCCAAGGAAUUGGUGCUGGUUUCAUCCCAGCCGUCCUCGAUCAAAGCAUCCUGGAUGGAGUUCUUCAAGUAUCUAGUAAUGAAGCUAUUGAAAUGACAAAGGUUCUUGCAUUGAAAGAAGGCCUACUGGUAGGAAUAUCAUCAGGUGCUGCAGCUGCUGCAGCAGUACAAGUAGCAAAAAAGCCCGAAAAUGCUGGGAAACUUAUCGCGGUCAUCUUCCCUAGUUUCGGGGAGCGUUAUCUUUCCACUGUGCUGUUUGAUUCUAUUAGAGAAGAGGUGAUGAACAUGACUUUUGAGUAACUUUAUGCUUCUUUAAACUGAGGGAUACAUGUUAUUCCUAUUUGUUGUAACUUGAGGAAAGAUGCACUCAAGUGUAACAUCCUAAUAAAUCAGUGAAAUAUUAUUCGAAAUACAAACAUUUUUACCAUUUGAAUGGUGUAACCACUAUUUUUAUUUA
Solanum lycopersicum (tomato) is the source of this 1407-nucleotide messenger RNA. Its product is annotated as cysteine synthase. Gene Ontology annotation, molecular function: cysteine synthase activity. Gene Ontology annotation, cellular component: cytoplasm. Lineage: Eukaryota; Viridiplantae; Streptophyta; Magnoliopsida; Solanales; Solanaceae. The record is from RefSeq and is a predicted model, not a curated record.